Xenopus laevis (African clawed frog) is the source of this 6221-nucleotide messenger RNA. It is a transcript of the gene dgkk.L, whose product is annotated as diacylglycerol kinase kappa L homeolog. Gene Ontology annotation, molecular function: diacylglycerol binding; ATP-dependent diacylglycerol kinase activity; transferase activity. The record is from RefSeq and is a predicted model, not a curated record. NCBI's taxonomy places the organism in Eukaryota, Metazoa, Chordata, Amphibia, Anura, Pipidae. The transcript has 31 exons. Gene Ontology annotation, cellular component: membrane; plasma membrane; cytoplasm. The coding region runs from base 505 to 3969 and encodes 1154 amino acids. Gene Ontology annotation, biological process: phospholipase C-activating G protein-coupled receptor signaling pathway; diacylglycerol metabolic process; signal transduction.
ACUGACUGCCAUCCUACUCCUCCUCCUCAUCAUCAUCAUCAACUGUGUGGCUGCUAAGUGUUCCCCCGAUGUACAGCUGCAGCAGCACUCACCCUACAGGCGCAGUCUGAUCAUCAGCCCAUUGGCGGUAGAGGCAGCAGCGGGCAGCAGGGUGUCAUUGUGACAGGCGAGGGGGGGAGGGAGCCGGUGACAUCUCUAGAGUUGAGCAAUGCAGAGAAUCUGGCUACAGGCAGCAGGAUGAGGAAGGAGGACGCAGUGUUGCUGUGGGUGAAGGCUGCUGAUGGCUCCUGCAUGGCUUAAGGGACAUUCAGCUCAGCCCUGAGAAGAAGCCGCGCCAGCACUGCUCUCCCCUAGCGAUGCGCCUAUAAACGGUGGCAGAUUCAUAUAAAGGGAUUAGCAGCUGGAGAUGCUUCAGCAGUUGCUGAACUACAGCUCACCCCACAAGGGAUGUGUAAAGCAGAAUAAACCCGUGACUGCCUCUGACCCGUGCCAGUUCUGAAGACCAUGGCUCAGAAGCUGUCUCCAGAUGACGCCUUUGAAAGGAGGGCACGGGAUUCUGUCUCUUCUCUCGACUCAGAUAAACUGCCCACAGCAGAAGCAACAGGCGAGGAGUCAUCUGAUAGCGAAGGAGAGGAACAAGAAGGUAUCUCCCACAAACUCAUCCGCAAGGUGUCUACUUCUGGGCAAAUACGGAGCAAGAAGAGCGUGAAAGAGGGAAUCCUGCUAAAACAGACCAGUUCCUUCCAGAGGUGGAAAAGGCGAUAUUUUAAACUACGAGGAAGAACACUUUACUAUGCUAAGGACUCAAAGUCUCUCAUUUUUGAUGAAGUUGAUCUCUCAGAUGCCAGUGUGGCUGAAACCAGCACCAAGAAUAUUAACAACAGCUUCACAGUCAUCACCCCAUUCCGCAAGCUCAUUCUGUGUGCUGAGAACAGAAAGGAGAUGGAGGACUGGAUUGGAGCCCUGAAAUCGGUGCAAAAAUGGGAGCUCAAUGAGACAACCCAGUUUAAUAUGGAACACUUUUCUGGAAUGCACAACUGGUACGCUUGCUCCCAUGCUCGUCCCACCUUCUGUAAUGUGUGCAGAGAGGCACUGUCUGGAGUCACAUCCCAUGGGCUGUCCUGUGAAGUCUGCAAAUUUAAAGCUCACAAGCGGUGCGCUGUGCGGGCCACAAAUAACUGCAAAUGGACAACACUAGCGUCUGUGGGAAAUGAUAUCAUAGAGGACGAAGAUGGAGUGUCAAUGCCUCACCAGUGGCUAGAAGGCAACCUGCCAGUCAGUGCCAAGUGUGAAGUGUGCGACAAGACAUGUGGAAGUGUGCGGAGGCUGCAGGACUGGAGGUGCUUGUGGUGCAAAGCUAUAGUGCAUACAUCCUGUAAGGAGCAGCUGGGCAAAAUCUGCCCUCUUGGACCUUGCAGAGUCUCUAUUAUCCCUCCUAUCGCUCUGAAUAGCAUUGACUCUGAUGGGUUCUGGAAGGCGACCUCACCUGCCUCAUGUGCCAGCCCCCUACUCGUCUUUGUGAAUUCCAAGAGUGGAGACAACCAGGGUGUGAAAUUUCUACGGAAGUUCAAGCAGUUCCUUAACCCUGCGCAGGUCUUUGAUCUCAUGAAUGGGGGGCCACAGCUGGGGCUGCGCUUGUUCCAGAAAUUCUCUAACUUUCGUAUACUGGUGUGUGGUGGAGACGGCAGUGUUGGGUGGGUCCUGUCCGAGAUUGACAAGUUAGGACUGCAGAAACAGUGCCAGCUAGGAGUUCUGCCACUGGGCACAGGGAACGACUUGGCACGGGUGCUGGGUUGGGGAAGUCUGUGUGAUGAUGAUGCUCAGCUACUACAGAUUCUAGAGAAGCUAGAACGUGCCACCACCAAAAUGCUUGAUAGAUGGAGCAUUUUAACAUAUGAGUCCCCAAAGCACUCUCCCCCAUCCAUCAGAGAGGAGGAGAAUGGAGAGGCCAGAUUUCAGGUACAGAUAUCCCAGUAUGCUGAGUCUGUUGCCUUUCACCUGGCUAAAAUUCUGGAGUCAGAUAAGCACUGUGAUGUCAUUUCAUCUGCCAAGUUCCUGUGCCUUUCAGUAAAUGAUUUCAUCACUGAAGUUGGGAAGGCGUAUGCUAGGGCAGCAGAAAACCGUGAAGACUCAGAUAACAUGGCAAGAAAGUGCACAAUGCUAAAUGAGAAGCUGGAGUCCCUGGUUCGGGCCCUUAAUGAAGAGUCACAAGCAUUACUGGCUCCCCCAUUACAGAGCCUGCACCCUGACUCUGCCUUGAAGGAAAACAGCAAGGAUGUAAAUGAGAAGGAAAAUCACAUGGAGGACAUGGCUAAAAUAUUCAAGUCUAAGGAGCAGCUCAUGCUGAGGGCCAACAGUCUAAAGAAAGCUCUGAAACAGAUCAUAGAGCAGGCAGAGAAAGCUGUGGAUGAGCAGAACAAACACACACAGGUUUACAGCACACCCAUGUUAUCACCCAUUCAGAAGGAGAGCUCUGAGGAGUUCAGCAAGGAAGGAGAGAGUCUAGCUUCCAGGCGUGGGACUAUCUCAUCGACCACAUCCUCCAUCAUCCUGGACCGACCUUACACCCUCAGUCCCCUGCACUUUAGCGAGGAUGCUAUCCAGUUCUCAGAAAGAUGCACUAUGAAUAAUUAUUUUGGCAUUGGCCUGGAUGCCAAGAUAUCACUGGAGUUUAACAACAAAAGAGACGAGCAUCCCAAGAAGUGCAGCAGUCGGACACGGAACAUGAUGUGGUACGGUGUGCUGGGUACCAGGGAGCUCCUUCAGAAAACCUACAAGAAUCUGGAGCAGCGUGUCAAGCUUGAGUGUGACGGGGAACCCAUCUCUCUGCCAAGCCUUCAGGGUAUUGCUGUUCUGAAUAUCCCCAGCUAUGCUGGUGGCAUUAACUUCUGGGGAGGAACCAAAGAGGACAAUAAUUUUGGCGCUCCGUCGUUUGACGACAAAAAGCUGGAGGUGGUGGCUGUGUUUGGGAGCAUCCAGAUGGCCAUGUCACGUGUCAUCAAUCUGCAGCACCAUCGUAUUGCUCAGUGUCGGGUGGUGAAAAUCACAAUCCUCGGAGAAGAAGGUGUACCUGUACAGGUGGAUGGAGAGGCUUGGGUGCAGCCUCCUGGAAUCCUGAAAAUCCAACACAAGAACCGGGCACAGAUGCUCACUAGAGACAGGGCUUUUGAGAACACCCUGAAAUCCUGGGAAGACAAGAGAAAGGGAGAUAAUUACAGGGCUAUGUCCCGUCCAAGGCUUCAUUCUCAGCAGUCAAUGGAGUAUCUCACAGAGGAAGAGUUUGCACAGCUGCAGCACCUGGCUAACUCUGCCGAGAAUCUCAUAAGCCGGAUCCGGGAAGCAGCCAAGUGUUACAAGGCUGUUGAGCAGGAGUUGGCCCAUGCUGUGAAUGGGAGCUUUGUGGUGCUCAGUGAAGCUUUCUCCAACAAAACCAUCAACUCUCCUGAGUUGCUGAGCAGAAAUGCAGCUGUGGAUGUUGCCAUAAGUGUGAAGGCAUUAUAUACAGAGACAAAGGCUUUCCUGGAGAGCAAGCAGCAGUGGGAGUCUCCCCAGGAGGAAGAAGGGCUUCUCUGUUCCCUGAAUACAGUGGGCCACAACUUGGAGAGACUGACGGAUAUCCACUGGAUCUCACACAUCCUCAAACCAUCUGAGGAGGAGAGCACAGGAGUAGGCAACAAGGGCAGCUUUAAAUUGCGAAUAAUUCCAAAACCAAAGAAGGAAAAGGAGAAGUGCCAGAAGCAGAAAUCAAACAGCUCUUUAACAGUGGAUAAAUGGGGCAUAGAGGAGGUGGCGACGUGGCUGGACGUUUUGGGUUUAGGGGAGUACAAGGAGAUAUUUAUCCGCCAUGAUAUCCAAGGCUCAGAGCUGGUGUUACUGGAAAGGAGAGAUCUGAAGGACCUGGGGAUAGCCAAAGUUGGUCAUAUGAAGAGAAUUUUACAGGGUAUUAAGGAUAUAACCACCCCCAUGUAAUGUGGAUGCUUACUUGUCCCUGAUCACUAGCUCAGCAAAAAGGACAUACGAAGCAAAGUGCAUCCUGUGCAUAAUACCUGGUUAUAACUGGAAUGUUCCUGUGUGAUUUGGCCUCAAAACGUUAUAUUCAGCAGAACUCCAGACACCCGCCACAGACUAUAUUAACGGAACAAAAUAAUUGUCACAUGGACCCAUGCAUUUCAAUACAAGUCUAAACAGAGUUCUUUUCUAAGAUUCAGCCACUUAAGGUCUGUGCUAACCAAGGCAUAGAUGCAAAAUGAUGACCUAUGUUUACUUGAGAAUUCCGGUCAAGCAUAAGCUCAUGUUUAACUCCUUCAGCACCUGAUGAAUGCUAAACAUGAUACAAAAAGCUUAACCUUAGUUGCUAAGCCUAGCGUUUCCAUAGCUAUCACUAAUCUCAGACCUUGUAAACCCUCAAAGUAUCAAAUUAAAUCAGAGGUCUAGGCCUUUUUUAGGAACCCCGUGACCCUGGAUUAUGCCCGGACUUCAAUAUUAAAAUAAAGGCUAACCAACGACAGCAACAUCUGAAUGGUUUUGCGAAGGAGCUGGAAUGGACUGCACAUUUUGCUGCAUGUAAUAUAAAAGAAAUAACAAAGAUAAUGUUUACCUAUUCUACGUGUCAUAUAUUGUUUUGUGAAGAUGUAACUUGUCAACUGUGGGCCUAGAACUUAUGAACUUAUUAUCAACGUGAAUGUACAGUUAAUUGAAGCAAUAUUUAUUGGUGGAGUAGCGACUAUUUGAAGUAAUAUUGUGAACAGUGGAUGUUUGCUCUCUGUGUACUGGAACCCACAUCAUCCCUUUUCAUCAAUCCUUUCAACAGAGCCAGAUUCCCAAUUUCAGGACACAACUAUUUCAGUGUGAAAAAAUAUAUAUAUUCUUAAAAAUACAGGGAGGAAGAAGCAUUUUGUACUUGCCAAGUCUCUCAUAGACUGGUGGGGUACAGGAUGGCUAGGUGUCAUAGACAAUUUCAUAGACAUUUCACAUAAAUUCCUUCAUAUUUCAUAGAUAUCCUCAUGUGAGGAAGACAGUCGAUAUAAACCAACUUGGACAAAGAAGAAGACAAAUAGAUCAGAUCAGUCAGGUAUAGGUGCACACUGUAGAACUUUAAACCACAAGGCUUUAAAAUGAGAGUGCUGGAAAAAUGGAAAAGCAACACUGAGAUUUAUUGGCCAUGGAAAAUACACUCUUUGACCAUAACUAAUAAGAUCAUACUGCAGUUGAUUCCAAGCAAUAGGGCCUGGAGUAGUGGCAGGUAGGGAUGGGCGAAUUUGACCCAUUUAGUUUUGCCAAAAAUUUGCUGCCGGCCCAUAAAAGUCUAUGGGCAUCAAACAAAUUUUGAGGGUUUUUUUUUCUUUUUUUUUUGACGCACGACGCCAUACAAGUCUAUGGGCGUCAUUUCUGCGGGGAAAUAAGACCAAAACAUUUGCCCAUCCCUAGUGGCAGGGGCAGCUAAGCCAGGAUGGCUCCAGUUAGGAUAACAGUUGGGGAGAAUGCCUACUAUUUGCUCUCCUAGACAGACCUGAAUGCCCAGCUUCAAGUUUGAGAUUCAGGUGGAACCUCAUUUGCAUAGUAGAUAUUCUUGGAAUUUAUAGCUGAGUGACUGUCAAACAAUCCUUUCCUAUAUCUAUAACAUUAUUAUGAGUUAAGGGCAUCCCUGACCAAAAGUUGCACCUUCAAUGCAAGAUUGAACUAAAAAUGUCCUUGCUGGUGCCCCAGCACUAUAGGAAAAGAAAACAAAUAAAUAAAAAUGGCCACCUUUCCCAUGAACUGUCAGUAGAUAGAUUUUCCUCCUGUAUGUUGCCCUAAACAAUACAUUCCCUUGCCUCUGGUUACAUUCCAGUUCAGCAUAGUUCCGUGUUCCUCUCCACCUCAUCCUAGAACCAUACACCAGCGCUAAUUGGCUUUAGCUUAUUAAAAGAAGCAUAACAAUGUCUUUGUGCUUUAUGGUGUGUUGAACUUUAAGCUUGUUUCCUGGGCAGUGCUCCUGUAGAAGACCAAAGCCUAGGCACAUCUGCAUUCGCUAUCCCUGAGGUGGGCAAGAGAUAACCGGAGCUUACAUUCAGCUCUUACUUAAAAGCCUAGUUUUACGACUAUGAAAACUGUAAAAACACUCUUUAUCUGCAGAUCUGUCAUAUGUUGAAUAGUGACGCCUUAUCUCCCAAAAUGCCCUCUACCCUUUAUGGAAUACUCUUCUCAUUGUAAAGUGCAUAAUAAACAUGUAAAAGUGCAAA